This is a messenger RNA of Tetrahymena thermophila SB210, 981 nucleotides long. RefSeq names its product von willebrand factor type A domain protein. Lineage: Eukaryota; Ciliophora; Oligohymenophorea; Hymenostomatida; Tetrahymenidae. The transcript is spliced from 3 exons. The record is from RefSeq and is a predicted model, not a curated record.
AUGGAUAUUUGUCUAAGAAGAAAAUCGCUUGAGAAAUCAAAAUAAAAUAAGGGUGAAGAGUAAAAAAAUCUUCAUUUUGAUGAUUUUGACUUAGCUGAUAGUGAUAGAGAAGAUUAUCAUAAUAACGUAGAUAUAUUAUUUGUUUUAGAUACAACAGGAUCUAUGGGAAGUUAUUUUUAGCCAGCUAUUGAUACAAUCAAAAAAAUUGUUGAAAAAUUUAAUAAAAUGGAAUUCAAUAUCAAAUUUGGUCUAUGUGCCUACAGAGAUCAUCCUCCACAAGAAAGUUCAUAUGUUACAGAAUUUACGGAUUUAACUACAUCUAAAAAUUUAGUUCAAGUCCUAUCUAAACUUAGCGCAUAAGGUGGUGGAGAUGGGCCAGAAGCUGUUAUGGAUGGUCUGAGAGAGGGUCUAAAGAAUUCUUCAUGGAGAUUAAGUGAAGAUGGAUUGACUUUUAGUAAAAGGUUUUUAUUCCACAUUUGUGAUGCCCCUCCUCACGGAUCAGAGUAUGGAGGGCUUAGUUCAGACCCUUCUUGGCAAUAAAAUGGCUGUCCUUGUGGAACUAAAAAGGAAGAUAUCAAUAACUUACUAAAAUAAUAUAAAGUAGAUUAUCAUUUAAUAAAAGCAGUCAAUGAAGUAAAUAAAAUGGAGGAAGUAUUUUAAAAAUGCUUUGAAUAAAAUUAUGCUGAAACUAUAGAAUUAGAUUUACCUUCCAAUUAUGAUUAAUAUGAUUGCAGAGAAGAUUGUUAUGAUGAUAUAGGCUGUACUUAUAAAGAGGAAUAUAUUUGUGCCAUUGAUGAUGUUAAGCUACAAAAUGAAUCUGAAUGUUUAAAGUUUGAUUCUGAUUAAUAAUUAGAAUUACCUUAUAGAGAUGAUACAGUAUUAAAAUGUGCUAAAGCUGAAAAGAUUGAAACUCCUAUAGUCUCUCAAAAAAAGUAAAUGUGGGAAGGAGUAAUUAGUGCACUUGAUAAGAAAUUGAUUUGA